AUGCGUAGCACGUCGACGAGUCCAGGAAGCUUGCCUGUCAGGUCAGGAUCGCAGUUUCUUCUUCCUUCCACAGCAAUAUUCAUCAGCACGUAUUCACAACACUCAACUGAGUAGCAACAGUACCUCAAACAAGUGAGACAAACAUGGAGAAUGGCAAGUUGGACCAAGAUAUCAAAACCUGGCUGGAAUAUGACAAGAACCCUAAGACAGCAGCCCUGGUGAAGGCCCUGGUGCAGGAGGGAGCGCUGGAGCAGCUGCGGAGAUGCUUCUCCUCGAGGAUGGUGUUUGGCACCGCGGGCCUGAGGGCCGCCAUGGGGCCUGGGGUCUCCUGCAUGAACGACCUCACCAUCAUCCAGACCACACAGGGCUUCUGCGGCUACCUGGAGCAGUGCUUCCCUGACCUGAAGGAGCGGGGCGUAGUGAUCGGGUAUGACGCCCGCGCCCACCCGGCCAGCGGGGGCAGCAGUAAGCGCUUUGCCAGCCUGGCUGCAGCCGCCUUCACCAGCCGGGGGGUUCCUGUGCACCUCUUCUCUGACAUCACACCGACCCCCUUCGUGCCCUUUGCAGUGUCCCACCUAGGUCUGUGUGCUGGAGUCAUGGUGACCGCCUCACACAACCCUAAAGAAGAUAACGGCUACAAGGUGUACUGGGACAAUGGUGCCCAGAUAGUGCCCCCCCAUGACAAGGGCAUUGCCCAGGCCAUAGAGGAGAACCUGGAGCCCUGGCCCCAGGCCUGGGACACGGAGAAGGCCCUCAGCAGCCCCCUGCUGAAGGACCCUUACCAGGACGUCCACGAGCAGUAUUUCAAGGCCAUCCAGCAGCACUGCCACCACAGAGACAUCAACAAGAGUUCAGAGGUGAAAAUCGUGCACACGUCUGUGCAUGGUGUCGGCCACACGUUCGUCCAGGCAGCGUUUAAGGCCUUUGACCUUCGACCUCCCUUUGCCGUAGAGGAGCAGAAGGACCCUGACCCUGAGUUCCCCACCGUCAAGUACCCAAACCCAGAGGAGGGGAAAGGGGUCCUGACUCUGUCGUUCGCCCUGGCUGAUAGAGAGGGAGCCAGCGUGGUGCUGGCCAACGACCCAGACGCUGACCGCUUGGCCAUCGCUGAGAAACAGAAGAGCGGUCAGUGGCGGGUGUUCACCGGCAACGAGCUGGGGGCCCUGCUCGGUUGGUGGAUGUUCCGCUGCUGGAAGAAGCUGAACCCAGAGCCGGCGGCGGUGAAGAGCGUCUACAUGCUGGCCAGCACCGUCUCCUCCAAGAUAUUAAGAGCCAUCGCACUCAAGGAAGGCUUCCACUUUGAGGAAACUCUGACAGGAUUCAAAUGGAUGGGGAACAGGGCCAAAGAGCUGCUGAAAAAUGGAAAAUCUGUCCUGUUUGCCUUUGAGGAGGCCAUAGGGUACAUGUGCAGUCCAUGGGUACUGGACAAGGAUGGAGUGAGUGCUGCAGCCAUUGCAGGGGAGAUGACUUCCUACCUGGCAGCCAAAGAUAUCAGCCUCUCCCAGCAACUCACCAGCAUCUACGAAGAGUACGGCUACCACAUCACCAAAAACUCCUACUUCAUCUGCCACGACCAGGAGGUCAUCCGCAGCCUCUUCCAGCGCUUGAGGAACCACGGCGGCCAGAAGGACUCGUACCCCAGCGAGUGCGGCGGCUUCUCGGUCACCUCGGUGCGCGACCUGACCACCGGCCACGACAGCAGUCAGCCCGACGACAAGGCGGUGCUCCCCACCUCCAGCUCCAGCCAGAUGAUCACCUUCUCCUUCUCCAACGGAGGCGUGGCCACCCUAAGGACCAGUGGCACGGAGCCCAAGAUCAAGUACUACACGGAGCUCUGUGCUGCCCCCGGCAACAGUGACGUGGAGCAGCUGCAGAAGGAGCUGGACAACCUGGUGGACGCCCUGGUUGAACACUUCUUUGAGCCGGAGAAGAACAAGUUGCAGCCAAAGCCAGAGUAGCACUAUAGCUGCAUACAUACAAUAAAUAGCAGACCAAUAACAGCCUAGACCGAUAUUUUGAGCCAUGUCUGAGCAACGGAUUCUAUGUAUUAUUUUAACAUAUUUGGCUUUUGGUGAAUGAUGUAUUUUUCAGCUUUGAAUCGGAAGAAGCGUACUCGCAGAAUUCCCUGGGUUAAUGAGUAGGCCUACACUCUUGGUAAUGGCAACAUUCAUUCUCCAAGGUCAACCCAUUCUGAGCACAACAUUCCAGUGAUGGUUAGUGUUUGGAUUUUGUGAUGGGAUAUAUAAACCAAAGCCCCUGCAAAUACUCUUGCUUUUCCAGUUUUCCAGGGAAAUAUAUCAGCUGUAUUCAGUUUGAGAUGUGUUUUUUUUUACUUUGUGAUACAACUGAAAACAACAUUACAUUCUUGGGUAGCUAAUAAAUAUAAAUAUAGAUAUAGAUAUUUAAAAUAAGUUAAUUAAAACAUAGUAGCCUUUAUUAUGAAUGACACGUAUUGGAUAAGAGUGAUAUAUGUGAUGUGAAUGGGUUCUGCAGUCAUUCGAGGAAUCAUGUCUUUGUCAGCUUAAAGGCUUUCCUGUCUAAUAUACGAUCAGCAUUGUUUGUCAAAUGCAUAUGCUAAAUCUCAAUUAAUACUGAUAUUUUUUACUUACCCCCAUUAAAUGUGCUCAAACAACAA
Messenger RNA from Gadus macrocephalus (Pacific cod), 2635 nucleotides. It is a transcript of the gene pgm2, whose product is annotated as phosphoglucomutase 2. Gene Ontology annotation, biological process: carbohydrate metabolic process; purine ribonucleoside salvage. Bases 144 to 1958 code for a protein of 604 amino acids. The record is from RefSeq and is a predicted model, not a curated record. Gene Ontology annotation, molecular function: phosphopentomutase activity; magnesium ion binding. Lineage: Eukaryota; Metazoa; Chordata; Actinopteri; Gadiformes; Gadidae. The transcript is spliced from 13 exons.